UAUUUCCUCCGUGUCAUAAACAUGCACAAAAACUGAAAACUCAUCCCUGACCCUGAGGCUCUGAUAUUACUAACGUUUUAGCCUCGAAUUACAUCCGAUUGAAACUUCGUCACAAAUCCAAAUCAAAAUUCAAAUCCGACCUGCCAACACUAUCAUUCAUCUUCUCCUUCCCUGUUUCUAGAUCUCUUAUACGGAUCUUCAAUUAUUUCAACCUAAAACCCUAAAAGAUCCCAUCGAAAACCAUACCCUAUCAAUCAAGGAAAGAAAGGAAGCUUGUAUCUAUUCCAAUAUUAGAUCAUAUUUAACCCUAAAAUUAAUGUUUCAAUUUUAGGUUUUCAGCUGUAAAACAACUUACAGUUGAUGCGAUGGUGGUCUGCAAGUGCCGGAAGGCAACCAAAUUGUACUGCUUCGUGCACAAGGUCCCCGUUUGUGGAGAAUGCAUAUGUUUUCCAGAGCACCAAAUUUGUGUGGUUCGUUCAUACUCAGAGUGGGUAAUCGAUGGAGAGUAUGACUGGCCCACAAAAUGUUGCCACUGUCAAGUUGUGCUCGAAGAAGGCGGUGAUUCUCAAACGACACGGCUGGGCUGCUUGCAUAUCAUACACACAAGUUGCUUAAUUUCAAAUAUUAAAAGUUAUCCUCUGCACACUGCUCCAGCUGGAUAUGUUUGCCCGGCAUGUUCAACUUCGAUAUGGCCUCCUAAAAGUGUCAAAGACUCCGGAUCCCGCUUACACUCACAGUUGAAGGAAGCAAUUAUUCAGACUGGAAUGGAGAAGAACGUGUUUGGAAAUAAUCCAGUUUCACUGCCAACCAGGGACUCUCGUGGAUCAUCUCCUGCUCUUUCCUCAGAUCCUUUGGUAACAAAAGAUGCUGUAGGAUACUCGGUUUCCUCUGGAAACAGCUCUGCUAAACCUUCAAGUGUAGAUAUUGUGGAGAUAGAUGUCCCUAAUUCGGCAAAUCAUGAGGGGAAUUUCUUGAGAAGCCCAACUUCUGGUGUUCCUGGUGCUACCACAAGAAAAAGUGCACAACAAGUUGAGAGACAAAACUCAGAGGUUUCUUAUUAUGCAGACGAUGAAGAUGCUAAUCGCAAGAAGUACACCAGGAGAGGAGGUUUUCGCCAUAAGUUUCUGAGGUCAUUGCUACCUUUCUGGUCAAGUGCAUUACCAACUUUACCAGUUACGGCACCCCCUAGAAAAGAUGGAAAUGGAGAGGAGAUCCAUACGCGACAGCAUAGACCGUCAAGGAUGGAUCCAAGAAAAAUACUUCUGGUGAUAGCAAUCAUGGCGUGUUUGGCAACGAUGGGUAUUCUAUAUUAUAGAAUCGCACAACGUGGGUUUGGGGAGGAGGAAGCGGUGGUGGGUCGUGAGGAGGAACAGUGAGAGAUUAUUAGCUGAUUUGGUGGUGCUUGUAUGCAAUUUGUUUGGAUUGGAUUAUACAUGAAAAUGGAGACAUUUGAUGUUUUGUUUAAAAUUGGUUUAUUGUUGCACAUGUUUUCAAGAGUCGCAUAGACCAAGUGUUUCUGUUUUAUGUUUUAGAAGCUCUUUUUUCUUCAUUUAUAGUUGUUGAAGAAUUGAUUGAACCAACUCGGAUGGAUGGAUGGAUGGAAGAGUUUGGUUUAUUUGGUAGAUUGAUUGCAAGCAUUCCAAUCUGAAUUUGCUCAAGUUUUGGUUAA
Molecule: messenger RNA, 1669 nt
Organism: Cynara cardunculus var. scolymus (artichoke)
Lineage: Eukaryota; Viridiplantae; Streptophyta; Magnoliopsida; Asterales; Asteraceae
Product: zinc finger protein-like 1 homolog
Exons: 9
Coding region: 366-1376 (336 amino acids)
Cellular component (GO): Golgi apparatus
Source: RefSeq, a predicted model, not a curated record